Molecule: messenger RNA, 2741 nt
Organism: Oryza brachyantha (malo sina)
Lineage: Eukaryota; Viridiplantae; Streptophyta; Magnoliopsida; Poales; Poaceae
Product: protein FREE1-like
Exons: 11
Coding region: 107-2521 (804 amino acids)
Biological process (GO): multivesicular body assembly; intralumenal vesicle formation
Cellular component (GO): ESCRT I complex; late endosome membrane
Molecular function (GO): ubiquitin binding; metal ion binding
Source: RefSeq, a predicted model, not a curated record
CCUUCCCGCAAAAAGUGGCCACCGUCUACCACUCGCUCGGUCGUCUCCGUCUCCGUCCCCUCGCCGUCGCCGGAGUCCCCACCCCGAUCCAGUCCACACGCCGGAGAUGCAUCCCUCCGGCGCCGGUGAGUACUCCCCCUACUACCCGCCCUACCCCUCCCCCUCCGCCUCCGCCUCCGCGCCACCCUACACGCCUUACCCCACCGCCGACUAUCCCGCCCCCGCUCCCGCCGCGUACCCCGCCGCCACCUACCCCCCGCCUCCCGCCGAUCUCCCCCACUACGCGCCCCCGCAGCCGUACUACCCCGCCUACGAGGCCCCUCCUCCGCUGCCGUCCCCGCACGCCCCCGCUCCCUCGCCUUACCCGCCGCUGGAUCGCCCGGGAAGCUACGGCUCCGCCUCCGGUUACGGCCAGGAUCUCUACCCGCCCAAGCCGGCGGCCGGCGGCUGGUCCGAUGACGGGGUGUACGCCUACAGCGGCGGCGACGCGCCGGAGCCGUACGGCGCCAGGGGCACCGCGGCCGCGCCGAGGUCGAGUUCCGCGCUGUUUGAUGACUACGGGAGGUCGAUUAGUCUGACCAAGGAGCGAGGCGGUGGCGGUGUCAGCUCGGCGACCCCCAAGGUGGUGCGGGCGGUGCCCAAGGUGGAGACGUCGGAUGACAUUGGGAGUGGCGUGCAGAAGUUCCGGGUGAAGCUGCUGCCGGAGGGUGCAGGGAGCCCCAUGGAUGUGCUCUGCCAGGUUGGUUUGGAUGGGAUUCGGAUGCUUGAUCCCAAUACUAGUAGGACAUUGAGAAUAUACCCCCUUGAAACUGUAACUAGAUGGGAUAUAUUAGAUUCUUCUAUAUUUGCCUUUUGGUCUAAGAGCUCAGUUGAUGUCGAAGCAAGAAGAAUAAGGCUGAAGUCAAACAGCUAUACAACCAACACCAUUCUUGACACUGUGACAGCCGCGAGUGUUCAGUUCAAGGAGAUGGGUGGAAGUAGCAUUUCAAGAAGUAGAGCACUUCCUGAUGCUGCCAAACCUCCUGAACAACAAAAUGAUAGGAGGAAAAAUUUCCUUGAUUGGAGGAACUUAAUGAAGCCCAUGAACGAGGAGAAAGACCACUGGGUCCCAGAUGAAGCUGUCACUAAAUGCACAGCAUGUACGGCAGAUUUCAGUGCUUUCAAUCGCAGGCAUCACUGUCGAAAUUGUGGCGAUAUUUUCUGUGACAAGUGCACCCAGGGAAGAACUCCUUUAACUACAGAUGCUGAUGCCCAACCAGUUCGAGUUUGUGACAGAUGCAUGGCUGAAGUUUCUCAAAGACUGAACAAUGCAAAGGAAGCAGCAAAUCGGCCUAUUGUUCACAGCCAUGAGGAUCUUGCCAAAAAACUUAAGGAAGCAAUGGAUAUAAAUAAGAAGUCAUCUUCAGCCUCGAGGGCCUCAGAUGGAUCUGGCAGGCGAAUGCGGGAGGUUGCAUGCCCCACCUGCACGGUCCAUCUUCAGAUAGAUAUCUUGAAGCGCUUGCAGCGACAAGCAUUUUAUGACAUAAUGCAGCUGAGGGAGAAACAGGAGAAAAUUGAAAGGGUGCUUAUGUCGUACAAAUUGAGCAAAAGUGGCCCAUUUGCAGAAGAGAGCACUCGGCUCAAGGGGGUUAUCAAUGUCGCUGGAAGCCUCUCAUCAAAAAACAAGAAAGAUUCAGCACCAGAAAACUCGGAAACAAAUUCUGGAAUUAGUUCUCAGUUUUUGUUCCAGACCAAUGUCCGGAAGAAGGAUUCUCUCCUUGUGGAGCUUAUCACUGAUCAUUGGUGCUUGUCUUCAGAAAAUGAUCCUAUCGGAAGCCCUUUUGUAUUGUCAAAGGUGAUGUAUUUGGCAAAUAUCAAUGACUCCUUGUCUGUUGCUGCUGUACCAGUAGGAGCGAGGUGUGAUGAUUUUUCAACCGAUCCCAAUCUCCAAGAGGAGCAUUGGCUUGCCAACUUCUGUUCUUCAUUGAGGCCACCUCUGCUGAUUAAACGGCAUAACUAUGCUGCUGGCCUAAUACUGAGGUCAAAGAACUUUGCCGCUUCUCUUGCUGAGUUGAUUUCAGCAGCUGGGAAGCCAAAUAACUUGGGCGAAGUCAGCAGAGUUUUCACCGGAUUUGGGCAAAUUUCAUAUCAGAUGCAAAAUGAAAUGAAGUUAAGCAUGUCUGCAGCGUUGCAUGGACCCAGUCUAGUUCCUAGGAAAAGCAAACCAACUGCUGGAGGAUGUUUUGAACUUGAACUGAAGUUCGAUGAGGACUCGAGAAUUGGGGCCUGGAUUGAGAUCAAGAAGGUGAACCCAAGGCUAGUGAGAUGGGCACUCACAUUGUCAGAAACACCGGAAGAUGACCUAGGCUGGGGCGUGAGCUUGCGGAGAGGCACCGAAGGCAAUGCUGAACGUCUACAGCUGGAAGGCUUUCUGAAUUUCCACCUGGGAAAGAAGGCCACCUUGCAGCCUGGUCUCAUGUUCAACAUAGACGGGAGGAGAUGCGCACCGGCUCUUGUAUUCCAGUCAAGUUGGUUUUUGUGAGCCCAUUGUACAAGCUUUUGGUAGAUCAGAUAAUGUAAAAACAAUCAUUUAUAUCAUUUUGAUGAAAAUUUAUCGCUUCAAGCGUUCACUGAGCUGCAUCUAUUGCUAGCAUUAGCAUUGGUUUUUAUACUAUUGAUACUUGGCAUCCCUGUACCUUCUGACAAGGUAUGAAAUCCGAGGGAAUAAUUAAUGGGUUAAUUAGGGUAAUGUGUGCGUGUUA